AUGGAGUUUAUAGAAUGUUCCAUUUGUCAUGAAGCAUAUUUUAUAUCAGUGAAAGCGUUGGCGAGACACCAGCAAAUGUGUCUUGCUACUAAAGUGUAUUCAAAAAAAUUCAGCAAGGGUAGGAAACAUACUCUAUCUACAUCGUCUUCUGAUGAGGACGUUGCUCAUCCGUCUUCUAGAGGAAAGAAGCUACGGAACAGCAGCCCACCACUUGCUGAGAGAUUCGAGGAGUCUGCAGCUGUGCCUCCAACCUCUCGACUACAAACUCCAGAAACGUCUACAAACGUCCAACUACAUACGACUCGACAGAGCGCCACCACAUCACAGCAGUCUGGAACACCACCUCGAUUAAAAUGGUACAUGAAAAGAGGUCUACUAAGUUGUCGGGAUUUUAUCAUUGACAAUCCCAACGCUUACUACCGUGACACGAAAGCGUUCCUGAGUGUUGCACUUCCGGUUGCUGAGAAACUGCUUCGAGAAGAGUUUAAAACAUCGCCCAGUCUUAAAUACAACAUGGUGGUGUUGUCAGUCUUCAACCAUCAACAUGAAGGAACGCAAGAAGAAUUCAACUUCAAAACAUCUACCAGGACAGUCUACGGCGGCAGCGAUGAUCUCCAAGACAUUCUCGCCCAAGACGGUGCCAAGCUACUCACCGAGGAGUCUGAAUUCGAAGGGAAGGGGUCUGGAUGGACACUGGACCAUCCGUCAACGCUAACGCUUAGAGUAAGUAGGUUUACUUUUAAGAAACCCACUGGGAAAGCAUACACAGUACUGCCAAAACGUAUAACACAAAGGAAAGCCACAAUAAAUGUUCGUAAUACAGACUCUAAAUGUUUUAAAUAUAGUGUACUAGUGAAACACCUCCCGAACGUAGAUGUAAAUUCAGUCUUGACUGAAGAAUCGUUCGUUGACUAUGAGCACGUAUACAACUUUGAGGGAAUGAAAUUUCCUGUGACAGUGUCGUCAAUCGCAAAGUUUGAAUUGAAUAAUCCCAAUACCUCGGUAAAUGUUUUCGAAACAGCUCCAGGCUGUGAUAUAACACCACUACGGGUAGUUGAUGAGAAACAGGACCACAUAGAUUUAUUAUUGUAUCGCGAGUCAGCCGAAAACGCUCACUAUGUUUAUAUAUCUAAUUUUUCCAAACUGAUACGUCCACAAGUGGCUGCCGGACACAAUCAGAUCGUAAUUUGCAAACGGUGUUCGACGCACUGUGAGGUUCGAAAAUGUAAACCGGAUCCAAAGUCAUGGCUCGAAGAGCACCUACGACUUUGUAAAAAAUUUAAACUCGCAAACACUCGCCUACCAAAGGAAGGUGAAAACCUAUUAAAAUACGAGGAGUUUGAACAUCAAAUCCCGGUGCCGGUCAUUGUUAUUGCCGACUUUGAAGCUACUCUUGUACCAAUAUUAGGCUCUGAUCGUUCAUUCGAAUGUCACGAACCCAAUUCCUAUGCUACCUUAGUAAAGUCAACACUACCUGACGAGAAAUUGCACGAAGUAGGAAUCAGUACGGAGCCGCAGGUACACCGUAGUCCCAAUGCUGCUCAGUCGUUUAUGUUUCAUAUGCAACAAAUUGCAGCGAGUGUCGAACAACUUUAUACGCGUUUCGAACCGGUCAAACCACUAACAGCUCAAGAGACGGAGCGCUUCGAAUCAACCAUGGCUUGCGAGCUGUGUGAUCGUGCUUUCAAUGACAGCACCUGUGUCAGGGUCUUAGACCACUGUCAUAUAUCGGGUAACAUGAGACACGUGAUCUGCAGUAAAUGCAAUUUACGUAGCUCUACCAUAAACUACAUCCCGGUGUAUUGUCACAACAUGUCGAAUUACGAUGGUAAUUUUAUCAUAAAAAGCUUAUCAUCAGUCCCAGACUGUGAAGUAAAGGUUAUCCCUUGUACAAACGAUAAGUACAUAUCGAUAUCAGUCCGAGUGGGUCGUAUGUGGCUGCGCUUCCUUGAUUCCUUUAGACUGAUGUCUUUGAGUCUGGCAAAACUGGCCGACACCUUGUCAGAAAAUGAACUCGUAGAAUCGUCGAAACUCGUACCCACUGAACAUUUAAAUCUCAUCCGACGUAAAGGGGUUUAUCCUUAUAGUUAUGUAACGUCAGCAAAAGUAUUUGAUGAAACAAGCUUACCAAACCGUGAUGCAUUUUAUGACAAACUCAAUAACGAACCGUGUUCAGUGGAAGAUUACACAUUUGCGAUGGAAGUUUGGGAAAAAUUAAAAAUGGAAACCUUUGGAGAUUUCCAUGAUUUUUACUUGAAACUUGACGUCUGCCUUCUUGCAGACGUUCUGACAUCAUUUAGGAAAACGUGUUUGGAAGCGUACAAGAUCGACUGUUGUCAUAUGUACACCGCACCUGGACUUGCCUACAAAGCGAUGCUGCGUAUGGCACGUGUAACCCUUGAGUUACUUACCGAUCCUGAUAUGUUACUGAUGAUUGAAAGUGGCAUACGAGGUGGGUUAGUCCAAUGUGUGACCCGCUAUGCCAAAGCAAACAACCCUCAUUUAAUCAAUACUGCUGACUACGAUCCCAAUGAAAAGCAGAGCUGGCUUCUUAUGCUUGAUGCCAUAAACUUAUAUGGCGCAUCCCAAAGCAAAUACCUUCCAACUGGACACUUUCAGUUUGUAGAGUCACCCGAAAACCUAGACUGGUCCAGUGUCCCUUCGGAUAACCCAACCGGAUACAUACUAGAGUGUGAUAUUAAAGUCCCUGAUAAUGUUCACGAUCGUUUGCAGUACCUUCCGCCAUUGCCUGAGCUAGAAGCACCCCCGGGAAGUAAGGACAAAAAGCUGCUUGCGACACUAAAAGAUAAAACGAAAUAUGUAGCUCAUUAUUCUGUGUUUCAACAGGCCGUUAAACUGGGAUUGAUUGUAACAAAGGUCCACAGAGCAAUCUCGUUUUCACAAUCACCCUUUAUGAAAAAGUUUGUAGACUUUAACGCGGAAAUGAGAGCCAAGUCGACAAACGAGUUCUACAAAAGCAUAUUCAAAUUGAUGAAUAAUGCGAACUACGGAAGUUGCUUAAUAACAAGCGUAACCACCGCGACGUCAGAAUUGUAA
Molecule: messenger RNA, 3057 nt
Organism: Macrosteles quadrilineatus (aster leafhopper)
Lineage: Eukaryota; Metazoa; Arthropoda; Insecta; Hemiptera; Cicadellidae
Exons: 1
Coding region: 1-3057 (1018 amino acids)
Biological process (GO): DNA replication
Molecular function (GO): DNA binding; DNA-directed DNA polymerase activity; nucleotide binding
Source: RefSeq, a predicted model, not a curated record